GCGGCUGGAGGUCCCUGGGCUGAACGCGGAUUCCGUAUUUGAAGACUGAAAACGCGUCGGCUUGGCUCAAAUACAUUAUUUAAAGGUCUAUUAAGGGAGCCGGCCGGCUGAGUUUGGUGCAAGGACCCAAGGACAAGGACCAUGAUGUCCAGCGCCAGGAAGAGGGAUGGGGACAGUGAGGGAGACAGUGGGUUUGUUACACCAGACAGCACCACCAAGGAAAAAGUGCCACGUUUCAUAGAGGGCGAGGACGUGCUCUCACAUGGGAAGGAUGGACUCUUCUACCUGGGAAUUAUAGUUGUGGUCGACAGUGAAAAUGAACGGUGUAUGGUACAGUUUGAGGACAGUACGGCCCACUGGUCCUUGUAUAAAGAUAUCACCAAACUGAAGCUGCCCGAGUCAGAUGACCUUUGUGUUAUCUGCAAGUCUUCCAAGAGUUGGGAUACAAAUGAGAUAGUAUUAUGCCAUAUUUGUGAACAAGGUUACCAUCAGGAUUGCCUCCAGCCAAGAAUAGGCAAAGAGUACUGUGAACCAGAAAGCCAGUGGGAAUGUCCAAGGUGCUCUGGACAUUCAGCUAUGGAGAAAGAAGAGCGAAAGAAAUCACGGGAGAAUUCUCCACGAAAGCAGCGUCCUCGUCCUCACCAUCAACAAGAGUCUGAAGAGAAUAAUAAGCUAGUCCUGCCGUAUGAUAUCAACUCCUUAACGUGGGACCAAGGUCACAAGAGCAACCGUGAGCAAACAUACUGUUAUUGUGGAGGCCCUGGGGAAUGGUACAACCGCAUGCUCCAGUGCCAACGGUGCAAACAGUGGUUUCAUGAAGCCUGUGUAGAUUGUUUACACUACCCACUCUUAUAUGGUGAUAGGUUUUAUGUGUUUGUAUGUGCUUUGUGUAAUGAGGGAAAUGAGUUCCUUCAUAGAUUAGAUGUAAAAUGGGUAGAUGUUGUGCAUCUGUCAAUAUUUAACUUAACUCUACAAGACUCAAAGACAUACUUUGAGUACGAGGAUACAAUCACUCAGUGGAUCAACGACAACUGGGAAUUACUACAAGCACCACUAGGGUUACAAAAUAUGCGGGUCAGUGAACGAAAGCACGAGGUAUUAAGAGUGCUGGAAGGAAAUAGGCCAAGAUUUAAAUGUGGACGUGAGAUAAAGAAGAAGACUAGUAUCUGGGGUCUACGAGUUCGAGUACCUCCACCUGUGCCGGCCAUAACCUUACCUUAUGUUGGUCCUAUUACUGAAGAUUCUAUAAAACACAUAACACUUCGAAACAAGAAGACUCGCAAUGCUGACAGGCUUUGGAUAGCUGACAAUCCGCCAAUUCCACGAAGUUAUAAACUGCGAGAGGACAAGCAAGAGGAAGUAGACGAGGCUAUGGCACGUUUCAGUCCAGCUAAGAAGCGUGCAGUGUCUCCUGUUGCGCUGGAGCCAGAUGAGGAGAGCCCUAGCAGUUCUGGCAAGAGAAAACGUAAACGAGAACUGGAUAUCCUCAUGGAAGAUAAAAAGGCCAAAAAAAUGAUAGAAGAGAUUGGAUCAGUAAAGGAGAAUAGCAUCACUGAUUCCCAAGCUCCUAUCAAGAGAAAAAGAGGACGUCCACCCAAAAAUCAGCAGAGUAUCAAAUCUGAUGAUUUACGGGACCUUAAGCAGAAGCGGGCACAGAAGCUAUUAAAAGAGGCGCUGAAACAGGGACAAGGUAUGCGGCCUGUCACCAAAUCUGGUCUUGAGAUCCCAACACCAAACUGCAUCACCCCAGGUGACACUAGUGGAGAUGAAACAUCCUCUCAUGGUACCCUGGACUCCUUCAUUCCUCCACCCUCUAAUUUUGAGGGACAGAACAAUCCCUUCUUGAACCUGGAUUCACUAAGCUACGGAUUGCCGGUUGUUAGACCUCUCAAACGGAAACUAAAUGAAAGUGACAUCCGCAUAGGGAAGAAUGGAGAAGUAAAGAGGAGACGUUUCCGAAAGAAGUGUGACAAGGCUAAGAUCAUGUUCCUGCUACAGAAUGGUUCUUUAAGUAUAAAUGGUGGAAAUGGAAUCAGAUUAAAUGGCACGAACAGCAUAAAAAACUGUGUGGACUAUGCCCUCAGUGGUAGGCUAAACGCAGGCUCUAAAGAUGACUGCAGUGACAUAGUGGAGGAUCCCAAAGUGGGAGACUCAGGCUUCUCCUUCAGUGACCUUAAAUCAACCGUCAAUAACUAUUUCGGGGCCGCAAACCGAAUUGCAAGUGGUGAAAAGUUCCAUGUAAUAGCAAGAAGAGUCAGUUUUGAAGAUAAAGUUCAGUACCUCAUAGAAUGGGACAGUCCAAGUUCCUCGUAAUCCGAGUUCCAAAUCCUGCUCGUGGCCUCUGGCUACAGCACUAAUUUUUUUUCUUUGAAGUGGUUUCUAAGUGAACCAGUUUGGAGAUAGUCAAUUCUGAGACAAACUUGCAUAAGGCACCAACCCCAUAACCACAUUCAGACUGUGUUCAUAAUGCACUGCCAGAGUGAGUGAUGCAAGAGUGUGAGGUUUGUGUCAGGUGCGGCGUACAGCCUCAACUUUAGUUUGUGAUAUGGUUGCUUAGGGAGGGAGCAAGAGUUUGUUGUUAAAAAAAAAAUAUCAAGAAAUCAGGUUUAAGAACACUAAUACACCCAUUGUGAAGAGUUGAAAGUGAUCGAUCAGGAAAUUGUGCUUUGUGGAAGUAGUGACUUUUGGGUGGUGUAUGAGGUGUUAGACCAGCCCGAAGCAACCACAUAAAAGCAAGUUAUUUCACUAUUGUUUAGUCAUGUACAUAAGUCCUGUAUUUGUUUUUGGUUAUAUUUAUCUGGCGUUGUGGAUGCCAGACUUGUGUUUAUGUAUGACUGAGUGUACGAUUCCUUAAAAUGUGGGUGGGGUGGGGGAGGGGGGCAACCUACUGAACACCAAAUGGAAAUGAAUGUUUUUCAAGGCAUGGGAAGUAAGUAUCCUUGUUUUGAUUGGGGAUACAAUUGUGUGGCAGGUUUAAUAUUAUUAUUUUUAUUUAUUUUUAUUUUAUUUUUUCUUGAACCUGCUUCAUUUGGAUCAUAAUGAAGUGGCUCUCCUGUUUGUAGUGGUGCAUGAGAAAUUGCACUGUGUGUAGCCGUGUACAUACGUUUAUAACUUGUUUUGUUGCCAAAGAUUGCCGACAGUUUGUCAAGGUAGGCAGUAGGGAAGGGUCAGGUUAUUUAGUGGGCUUUCCCUUUCUGGGUUUUACUCUUGUUUCUGUUUUGAAUGUCUCUUACAAUUUUAAUCUUAACCAUUCUGUUGUGUAUAACAUUGUGAUGUUUUAGAUGCUUUAUUGAAGACUUAAACCUUUUAUAUAGUACUGUUUCCAUACCAAGUGAACCUGACCCAGGGAUCCCUACUGCUAGCCCUUCAACUAUCACUGCCACUAUUCCAUCGUGCUCAACUUGUAAGAUGUUUCAAGCGUUGCAGCAUGUAACAUUCCAGGAAUCAUAAUUCUGUCUGCGACAUAUUUCAGCGUUGUACCAUUUACUGCCAUUGACCAUAGUUGCUAGAGUACCUUAUUUCUGUCCUUUUUGUAUACCUAAUGAUGACAGUACAAAACGUUAUCAUGCAUGAAUCUUCCGUGACAUGUACAGACUACAGUAUAAUUAUCUUUAUUUUUUCCUGUGGCACAUAAGACAUAACUGGUGUUGAGUAGAUCAGUAGACGAGAGUUUACAGUAUUUGACGCAGAAAAUCAGGAAGUUUUCUUUGUGUACAUUAUCUAUUUCUUUGCCCAGGUACAUACAUGAUUUUUUACACGGUGCUUUAGAAUUUAUCGUUGAGUAUUUUUAAAUGUUUAGGAAAGGCUUUCUUAAAUUUUGAAUACAGUUUGUGCUUUUUUAUUUUUAUCCAGUUGAAGAAUUAAAGGGAAAAAUUCUGUUGGCCUCUCGCUCUAUUGGUUACAAGUAUAAGUCACUUGAUGUAAUAUACUUAAUGUUGUUUAAUUUAAAUAUUGGAAUGUGUGAAUUACGCAGUUGUCAUCUCGUCAAUAUACAGUAUAUGUUUUUCUGUACCUCUUCUCAAAUCUCAAGUACUGUACAUGCAUAAGUAUGUUGUGUUUGAGAUUAUUAAAUAUCAUGUAAAUUA
Homarus americanus (American lobster) is the source of this 4085-nucleotide messenger RNA. Its product is annotated as PHD finger protein 19-like. The record is from RefSeq and is a predicted model, not a curated record. NCBI's taxonomy places the organism in Eukaryota, Metazoa, Arthropoda, Malacostraca, Decapoda, Nephropidae. The transcript is spliced from 13 exons. The coding region runs from base 142 to 2313 and encodes 723 amino acids. Gene Ontology annotation, biological process: regulation of DNA-templated transcription; chromatin organization. Gene Ontology annotation, cellular component: nucleus. Gene Ontology annotation, molecular function: chromatin binding; DNA binding.